Podarcis raffonei (Aeolian wall lizard) is the source of this 1906-nucleotide messenger RNA. RefSeq names its product NK2 homeobox 2 (gene NKX2-2). Bases 735 to 1550 code for a protein of 271 amino acids. The transcript has 4 exons. Lineage: Eukaryota; Metazoa; Chordata; Lepidosauria; Squamata; Lacertidae. Gene Ontology annotation, biological process: cell differentiation; regulation of transcription by RNA polymerase II. Gene Ontology annotation, molecular function: DNA-binding transcription factor activity, RNA polymerase II-specific; RNA polymerase II cis-regulatory region sequence-specific DNA binding. The record is from RefSeq and is a predicted model, not a curated record. Gene Ontology annotation, cellular component: nucleus.
UCAAGAGCUGCUGGCUGAUUUGAGACAAUGUGAGGGAGCGCAGAGGGAGGAAGGAAGGAGUCCAGGCUUCUGGGGUGUCUAUAUAAAGCCCACCAGCAGCAGCCUCCGCUUGGACAAACACGCACACGCAGAGACACACACACACACGCACAGUCACUCGCAUCUGCGUCUUCCUCGCGCGCGCCAGCCAGCCCGCGCUCCCAGCAGUUCCUCGCCUCGGCUGGCGGAGCCUUUCCUGACCUCCGCCUCGCCUCUCUCCCGCACAUACAAGCCAUCUCUCGCGCCCGGUUGGCCAGCCAGGCAGGCGAGCAGCGCAGGGAAACCGCGGGGCAGAGGCGCGCACACCCCGCCACCAGGUUCAUGUGCGGAGACCAACCUUAUAUGGACUGCCAGUCUCAGCAAUGGCUUGUUUUUUUCGAGGAGGCACCGUUAGCGCGCUGAGCUUAAAGCAGACCCUCAAGUAAACGCACGUUGGCAUUUUUCCUGGAGUUACAAAGUCUUGCGGAAGCCCCGCCAGUUGCCCCCCUUGUGCUCCGCGGCUCUUAGCAGCCAAGCCCGAAAAGCGCAGAUAUUAGAUGCUGAAAGACCGCCGCUGAUUUUUGCCCUCCUCCUCCCACCACCGCCACCCUCCUCCGCCUCCUCCGCCGCUGCCACCGCGUCCCCUCUUUUAUUCCAACCCAACACCCCCCACUUCCUUCUUCUCUCCCCCCACCUUCCCCCCCCCCAACCGGUGUAUGUUUGGCGAAGCAAGAGGAUUGACAAUCUGGUCCUUCAAAGUUUCCUGCCUCAGAUUUGCCCGGAAUAUGUCUCUGACCAACACAAAGACCGGCUUUUCUGUAAAGGACAUCUUGGACUUGCCUGACACCAAUGACGAAGACGGAUCCAUCGCGGAAGGGGGCGACGAAGAGGCGGAGGGGCCGGAACCCCCCAAAAAGCCCGGGGUUUUGGGGACAACCGCCUUGGACUCUGUUCAGACGCUACCUCUGAAGAACCCCUUUUACGACAAUACCGAUAAUCCCUACACGCGUUGGCUCGCCACCACCGAGAGCAUCCAGUAUUCCUUGCACGGCUUGGCAUCCAGCAACUCCCAACAGGACUCGGCGUCCAAAUCUCCGGAGCCUUCGGCGGACGAGUCUCCGGACAACGACAAGGAAACUUCGAGCAACGGCGACUCCGGCAAGAAACGGAAACGGCGGGUGCUUUUCUCCAAGGCGCAGACUUACGAGCUGGAGAGGCGCUUCAGGCAGCAGCGGUACCUGUCGGCGCCCGAGAGGGAGCACCUGGCCAGCCUGAUCCGCCUCACCCCGACGCAGGUGAAGAUCUGGUUCCAGAACCACCGCUACAAGAUGAAGCGGGCCCGGGCCGAGAAAGUUUUCAGAUGGAGCACGGUCCAAGUAUUGGAAGAAAUGCAUUCUCUGGCUUCCUCCUCCAGCAGUGACAAAGAUUGGCUGCCAAUAAAAGUCUUUCCCAAUCUGAUUUAUCUACCCUGCAGUAUCACAGAACACACACUUGAUUUUUUAAAUUUGUGGUCUUUGUCUUUUAUUGUCUAAAUACUUGACAAUUCUGUAUGUUUCUUUUGUUUAAAGAAAAAAAGCCAAAACAAAUUGUUGUAAAAAAUCUAAUGCCCUUUUCUUGUAGAGCAAUGCCUUAGCAGUGAGUAAUGCAUUGCUGUGAUUUGCUCCUUCCCUCUGCAGAAAUUGUGUCCUACUGAAGGUUAAGGAUACUCAUCUGAAAACUCAUCUGUCAUACAGAGAGGUGUUUAUUUGAAAUGUUGCAUAAUGUGACUGUAUCACAUAUUCCUAGUAAAUGAAUUGUUACAUGGCAAUCAUCAAAUCAGGUCCUUGGAAUAAAGAAUCUCACUGAGAAGACAAAAAAUAUUGACAAAAGGUAGCUCACUGUGAAAUAC